AUGUCCCGUGAAGCCUACCAAGUCCCCUCCCUCGGCGGCGGCAAUGCUUUCAGCAACGACAACCUCGGUGCGGGUUCUCUCGACGGUCCUAUCGUCGCCUACCUGUGCGGUGACUGCAACGCCCGUGUGUCACUCAAGCGAGGCGAUCAGAUCCGCUGCAAGGAGUGUGGACAUCGUGUUUUAUACAAGGAGCGGACGAAGCGAAUGGUUCAGUUCGAGGCGCGAUAG
This is a messenger RNA of Aspergillus nidulans FGSC A4, 228 nucleotides long. RefSeq names its product Rpo12/RPC10 RNA polymerase subunit family protein. Gene Ontology annotation, cellular component: nucleus. The transcript is spliced from 2 exons. Gene Ontology annotation, molecular function: DNA binding; zinc ion binding; DNA-directed RNA polymerase activity. Gene Ontology annotation, biological process: DNA-templated transcription. The record is from RefSeq and is a predicted model, not a curated record. Bases 1 to 228 code for a protein of 75 amino acids. Lineage: Eukaryota; Fungi; Ascomycota; Eurotiomycetes; Eurotiales; Aspergillaceae.